Molecule: messenger RNA, 472 nt
Organism: Impatiens glandulifera
Lineage: Eukaryota; Viridiplantae; Streptophyta; Magnoliopsida; Ericales; Balsaminaceae
Product: NADH dehydrogenase [ubiquinone] 1 beta subcomplex subunit 3-B-like
Exons: 2
Coding region: 71-280 (69 amino acids)
Biological process (GO): electron transport chain; mitochondrial respiratory chain complex I assembly
Cellular component (GO): mitochondrion
Source: RefSeq, a predicted model, not a curated record
UGAGAGAGAGAUCGAGAGAGCAAAGAAAGAGAGGAAGAAGAGAGAUCUGGAAUAGAGAGAGAGAGAGAAGAUGGGAAAGCCACUAGGUCCUACAGGAGAAUUCUUCAAAAGAAGGGAUGAAUGGAGGAAGCAUCCGAUGUUAUCGAACCAGUUCCGACACGCAUUUCCUGGCCUAGGCAUAGCCGUCGUCGCCUUUAGCAUCUACUGCGUUGGCGAGUAUGCUUACGAUAAGAUCUACGCCCCUUCGCACUCUCAUUCCUCCUCUUCUCACUCUCACUGAGAAGAAUCCUUCACAUGGUGAAAUUGUGUUAGGGAUGGUUUUGGUUUCUUGACCUUUGGUGGGGGCGCUGCAAUUGGUGCUUCUGUUUAUAUUUGGUUGUUGCUGAAUAAGGUUGUCUUAGGCUCGAACCUUGUUAUUUGAUGACUAAUACUAUUUCUAUAAUAUUAAGUUGUGUUUUCUUCUUCUCUUAUU